This is a messenger RNA of Dentiscutata heterogama, 303 nucleotides long. NCBI's taxonomy places the organism in Eukaryota, Fungi, Glomeromycota, Glomeromycetes, Diversisporales, Gigasporaceae. The record is from the annotation of a GenBank genome assembly.
UUUUUGAUGCCUAACUCAGCUCAAGCAUAUCGUAAAUAUUUAGAGGCUCGAAAGCUAUUUAAAGCAGAAGAAGCAAAAUAUCUGCUUGUUCUAUUUGAACUAUUGAAAUCUGUUUCUGAAGAAUCAGAUUAUAAAAAUGCUUUUGUAAUAUAUGAUAAAAUUAAAGAUGAAGAAAAUAUUGCAAAGGGUGUAAGCUUCAUUAUUGAAGCCGAACGUCUUGGUUUUUAUCCCGCAAAAAAAUGGAACCAAGAUUAUGGAAAAAAAAAUGAUUAUGGUGCAAGCGAGACAAAAAAACUAUUACCA